Molecule: messenger RNA, 2308 nt
Organism: Scatophagus argus
Lineage: Eukaryota; Metazoa; Chordata; Actinopteri; Scatophagidae
Gene: vhl
Product: von Hippel-Lindau tumor suppressor
Exons: 3
Coding region: 250-753 (167 amino acids)
Source: RefSeq, a predicted model, not a curated record
CGGAAGAGCGCAUGUAAACAACAUAGUUGAGAUCGAGAGGAAGUGACAAUAGACGGUUUUCAUAGCGUUACUGAAAUAGUUGCUCGUAAUAGGACAGAUUAAGUGAUAUACUUAUUGACUCGACGAUCUUCGUGUGUCGACAACCGUUAAUGUACAUGGGUAUCGUGCCCAGCUAGCUGCUAGCUAGCCUCAGCUAUAGGGCCAACCUCACAGCGUUAACAACUUAGCCUGAAUUAGCAACCAGCACUAAUGCCUCAAGACGGAGAACAGUUUCUUCCCCUGGUUCGCUCCCUGAACAGUCGAGUACCGGUUAAUGCAGUGUUUUGUAACCGCACUCCCCGUGUCGUAAGGCCACUAUGGAUUGAUUUCUUCGGGGAACCUCAGGCGUACGACAACGUACAACCAGGGAUGGGGCGAAAAAUGACCACAUACAAAGGUCACUCAUGGAUCUUCAGAGACGCAGAGACGGAUGAUCCGCUGAGGGUGAAUGGCAAAGAGCUGUUUCUUCCCAAACCAGCAGAGGGUCAACAUGUUACACUUGCUAAUAUCACUUUACCAGUUUACAGCCUAAAGGAUCGUGCCCUUCAGGUUAUUCGCCAACUGGUGCGACCAGAGGACUACAGGAGGUUGGAAAUAGCACGAUGUCUUCACGAGGAGCUGGAAGAUCAGCCCAGUGCGUUGAAAGAUCUCCGCCGCAUGAACCAGCGAGUAGAGCAGCAUCUGCUGGAACGCAUCCAAGGCCAGGAGGAAUGAGGCAUGAAACUGGGCUGCAGUCAUGUAUAGGUGGCAUUAUUGUAUUCCACACAGAUAGAACUCAGAAAAGCCAGAACUGAUGAAAUGUAAGAUAAAAUGUUGGGAGUUACUUCUUUGGUGAGUGAGCAGCUGUUGUUAAGACUUCCACCGAGAUCUUACAUUUCUGGCAACGGAGGCUCAGUUUGAUUUGCUGCCUGUGUUGGCAAAUGUCUUCCUCAGAAGAAAAAAAAAAAGCUGCUUCGACAAUGUGAUGACAGCUUCUUCAGAGAAAUGUUGUUUGUCCUGCAAGAUGUUAAUUAUGGGGAUGCACAAUAUUUAUCGAUAUUGGGAAAUUUAUAUUAUGAUGAUAUGGUGAUAAACAGAGGUAAUAGACAGUACACACUGAUUUGCACAGCAUCUACACAGUUCUAUACAGCUUUAUGCAUCUUUAAGAUUGAUUUGUGAUUGGCCAGUAAACACAGAAAAGAAGAAGAAGAACAUGUGCAUUACACUGCUGUCGUACUCAUAACAUCAAACUGCUGCACCUCAGCCAAACAUGUUGUUACCGUGUGGAUGUAUUUAUUAGUUUCACAGGAAGAAAACACAAUUGCAAAUUCAAAUACAUGUCCCACAAGUGUACUGACAGGAGGGUAAAAGUUUAUGAAUUUAACAAAGCAGAUCUUAUGAUUGCUAAAGAAUUGCAAAUCAUCCACAUUUGCCUUCCUUGCCCUGAGGUGUGCAUAAACCACAGGUUAUGCAAUUCUUUUUAAAAUAAAGAAAUGUGAAAUUUUAUGGUUAUUUUGGCAGGGAAUCAGUGGUUGAACAAAAAUCAUAAAGUGUAUCCCUGGAUAUUUAAGUGUUUAUUCCUGGACAACUAGAAGAGAAGUGGGGGAAUGUUAGCCUUUGAUGCCUGUCUCAUUAUAUUAUUCUACUUUGUUUAGCCAUAUUGUCAGGUUCUGCUAUGAGUCAGCUUCAUCUAAAAACAUGCUAUUUGUUAAUUUGCACAAGCAGGAACUUAUAAUAAUGUUUUAGUUGUCGCAGUGUUCUUAUUUAAGGACACUGGAUAAAAAGUAUAUAGUCACAUUAAAUAGGAAUCUGAGAGAGCUGUAUGUUGUUAAAAUAAUUAUUAGCAAUACGUGAGAUCUUAACUAUACCAGUUUGUAACACUAACACUCCUCUAAAAAAACAUUUUUUAAUCUAACUAUUUAGUUCUGCUGUUUCACCAAGACUGCACUAUUCAGCAUCAGCAAGCUUUUGCUUUGGCAUUUUAAAUCUUGAAAAAGAUGGAGUGUUUAUGGGUUUGGUUUCCAAGUUGGCCUGUAAAUGUAGACUUUUCAGGUGAUUUCCUCUAAUUGACACUUAGUAGUUAACCUUGUCUUUACAGUUUUAACGAUUAGACUGUGAAACACUGUGACUGAGAAGUGGAUACAUUUUGUUUUUGUCUACUUUAUAAUUUUUGUUCUGUCAAUACAUGUCAUCAUAUUUUAUAAAUUCAUACACUGCUACUGUAUCUCAAAAACUUUUGUCUAUUUGUGUAACAAAUAAACCAAUAAAUAAGCUGUUUCUUGCUGAAGGG